Paramecium octaurelia is the source of this 871-nucleotide messenger RNA. The record is from the annotation of a GenBank genome assembly. Lineage: Eukaryota; Ciliophora; Oligohymenophorea; Peniculida; Parameciidae.
AUGUUGGUUUAUAAUUCGAGUUUCGAUGAGUUUAUGCUAAAAGCAAAAGAUAAUUCGUCAGAGGUUCAUUUUCAUCUAUUAUUCGAAGAAACAACAAUACAAAAUAUAUAAAUAAAGGUGGCUCGUAUUAUUGGCAUUUUGUGCAUUUACGUAAUCAAUCAAAUUUUAAGUUCAGAUUUUGCAAUGCCUUAGGGUUUGUACAAUACACUCCUAUUUUAAAAAUGGCAGCCUCCUAUUAUGAUGUAGAUGAGGAUGGUGUGGCCUGGUUUAGCAUUUGUUAUUACAUAACCUAUUUUCUACUUGCGCCAUUUAGUAUUAAACCAAUGGAUAUUAGACUUGAUUACUCUUUGUUUUUGGCUGCAUUUUUAACUUCAUCGGGUAGUCAAAUGCUUAUAUCUAAGGUCAAUGGACAAUAUAUUUGGCUCAUCAAAACUACGCAAUAGCUAUGAUAGGAUUCGUUUUGAUCGGAAUAGGUUAAAUAUUCAUUUUAGCAGCUCCGGCAUGUAAUUCAUCCUCUUAAUUAAAUGAAUAGAUAUUUCAGACAGGUGGUUUCCGGUUCACGAGAGAACUGUAUCAACUUGUUUGGGAAGCUUCUUGAAUUUGGUAGGAUUAAACUUUUCGAUUUUCUAUUCCUCCAUCACUUUCGAAGAACUUUCGAAUAAACAAGAUGAAAUCAUUAAGGAAAUAGACUUUAUGAAUCUGCUCUACUCUAUAAUGAAUACUGUUGCGUUCGUCUUGUGUUUAUUAAUGAUCAAAAAUAAACCACUUUCUCCUCCUUCUUUUUCAGCUGUAAAUAUUUAUCUAAAUUAUUUUGGCUUCAGAAAAAAUGCUUAUAAUGAAAUCAUUCAAAAGGGCUUUUAGGAAUCUUGAA